Messenger RNA from Paramormyrops kingsleyae, 6338 nucleotides. It is a transcript of the gene hcn4, whose product is annotated as hyperpolarization activated cyclic nucleotide-gated potassium channel 4. Gene Ontology annotation, biological process: potassium ion transmembrane transport; regulation of membrane depolarization; sodium ion transmembrane transport. The record is from RefSeq and is a predicted model, not a curated record. Gene Ontology annotation, molecular function: voltage-gated potassium channel activity. Gene Ontology annotation, cellular component: axon; dendrite; HCN channel complex. Lineage: Eukaryota; Metazoa; Chordata; Actinopteri; Osteoglossiformes; Mormyridae.
UAAAAUGCGUGUGCAGAUUUGUCUGGAAUUGAAAAUCUCACGCCGCAGCCAGCUGACCAAAGAUGGCAACCAUGUAGAAGGACUUCUGCAAGGUUUUUAAAGGCAGCUUAAUCUAUAAAGGUCAAUAAGUUUUAAUCAGUUGAAGUUAAUGUACAUUCUAUUUGGACCUGACAGAAAACCUGAAUUUCUGAAGAAUUAACAGAAUUUACGAGUGCAGUGACGUUCACGGCAAAAUUACAACUUACAACUUUGCGGCUAUUUACUGAUACAUAACACAGCAUGUGCUUUAAUGCAUUUACUUUUUCGAAGUAUAUUAAAUUCAUAAAUAUGGCGUAAAUUAAUUAUGCCGCUGAAAUGAAACGGCCAGAGAUGAAGAAAGCAUGGCCCCGUAUGCUUGGGUUCAAAUGACAGCAAGCGAUACCCAUACACUUUAACUAGUAAGUGUAUCCUGACUUGCAGGAAAUGUUUAAUAAAAGCCGCUUAUUAAUGUGACUAUAUAAUAGAUAAACUCAAGCUCAUCAAGGGAUCAGAAAUCGAGUCGUACUUUUUUAUUUAUGCAGAGAGCUCAAAUAAACUAUGUCCAACUAUGUAAAAAAAAUCUUGUGCAUGUGUGUAUGUUGCAGAAUGUUACAAGAAAUCCUUGUAUCAAUUUUGAACAUACAUACACAAGAUGCUGUAUAUGGAUAAAUAUGGAAAAGCAACUGCGUGGUCCUACUUAGGUGACUGUGGUUCGAGCAGGCGAAGUGGAAUUAAGAAACAUAAUUCACUUACAAACAGCGCUGGCUGUCUCAGAACAGUUAACCGCGCGAUUAAAAUACGAUGUUUUGAAUCCAACCGAAUAAGCCAUGUGUAUGUUAUGAGAAAACAUCACACUACUGUUGGUUUUUCGAACACGUUUAUAAGAGGCUAUAUAUGCUCUUCAAAUAUAUGUCAGCGUGAAUUAUUGAUGAUUACCUAAAGGCAGCGGCAGAGAUAAUUGUAGGAGUACUCUCGCCAGGUUUUAAAAACGAGUUUCUGUUCAGGUCCUCUCUGCAUCCACACCUUAUUAACUUAUUCAAGUGGUGAGACAAAAACCAUAGAGUGGAGUUGAAACUUUUAACAUGCCAGCAAUUUUUGUAUAUAAAACAGCAUCGUACCAAUCGAUCGUACCAAAACAAAGUACUUUCACGCAGUGUAGUUAAAUGUUACAUCGAUCAGUGAGUAAGCUAAGCAGCAUUAUAUCCACCGCAGCCACUUUUGUAGGUAACGCUGGAGCAACAUUAACGAAGCUUGCCUGCGUAAAUGCACCCGCGGAAAAAAGGAUGCAGAGCAAUAAUUGUCGCAAUAGGACGCGGGAUGCGCAUUAGCCCUUUAAAAGCCCUUACUGGUGCUCUAGGUGGGCUGAGCUUAUUUGCAGUUCUUGCUCCUAUGGCAACCCAAUAGAUCAGUUACAUGAAUAUUCACAGUACAUCAGUACGACUGUAACGAUUGUUGGGUGAUGUCAGUGGUCCAAAAUUUGUUGGUGUGGUUUUGGGUAUGAUGCUUCCUUUAUUAUUGACCGCGGUCACCGGUUGUAAGGAGAGAGAGAGCAUGCUUCGUUUUUAAUGACAUCCAGGUCUCAGCUCCGUCACCCAGCACGUUUCUCGCCAGGUACAGCUGAAGUGGCUUCAUGUGUCUUGAUGGUUUCGUGCACCACGGCUUUCAUUCAGCAUCCCGGUGCCUUGCGGACAGGACGGUGGGACCUGAAGCGCUCUGGGCUGCCUAAAGGUUUCCGAAAAGACGUAGGCUGUAUAAAGCGUCAGGUAAUGUGCGAGAUCAUCUGUGCUUCGCAAAAACGAUCCGCGAUCACGUGUAUCAGCAGAAGCCUUUGAGGUCUGAGAUAAGGUCCAAGCCGUGCCACGGAGCUGUACGAUCCGUGGCAACAAUAUUAAGAGUAAUACUCCUGUUUCUAAUAUUCUUGGCUCAUCUGGCCAUAUCGGUGCCACAAUGGACAGGUUGCAUUCUUCCAUGCGCAAAAGGCUGUACAGCUUACCGCAACACAUUGGCCAUAAAGCUUCGGUCAUGGGCGAGGGGGACGACGGCGACAAGGACACCCGGAGGAAGAGUCUACGGAUGAAGCCCUUGCCUUCGCCUUCCUCCGAGGGAGGCUGCAAAGGCAUUGGGGACACCAAAAGCGGCGACUGCGUGAUCAUGGAGACGGACAUUGGAAAGCCCACCAAGACCAGCUCGAACGGAGACUGUAGAAGGUUCAAAGGCAGCCUGUCAUCUAUAACCAGUCGGCACGUCCACGACUCGGACUCGGCGGAGGAGAGACGCCUUAUCACCGAAGGGGACAUCACCCCUAGUGAGGAGCAGCCCCCCGGACCACUGGAUAGCGGGGCAGACUUAGGGGCGCAAGGCGGCGGCGGAACCCCGCAUUCUGCUCCCGAUCAGCAGCCCGGGUUCAUAAAGUUGGAUAGCAUUGAUCAAAUUUCGCCGGACGAUGAGAGGUUGUAUCAAGCAGGCUUCAUUCACCGGCAGCUGGGAGCGAUGCUCCAGCCGGGAGUGAACAAGUUCUCCCUGAGGAUGUUUGGCAGCGAAAAGGCGGUCGAGCGCGAACAAGAGCGGGUUAAAUCCGCCGGAUUUUGGAUAAUCCACCCAUAUAGUGAUUUCAGGUUCUAUUGGGACCUGACCAUGCUGCUUCUGAUGGUGGGCAAUCUCAUCAUCAUACCAGUGGGCAUCACCUUCUUCAAGGAUGAGCACACACCGCCCUGGAUCGUCUUCAACGUCGUGUCGGACACCUUCUUCCUCAUCGACCUGGUGCUCAACUUCCGCACGGGCAUCGUAAAGGAGGACAACACUGAGAUCAUCCUUGAUCCCCAGCACAUCAAGAUCAAGUACUUACGGAGCUGGUUUAUCGUUGACUUCAUCUCCUCCAUCCCCGUGGACUACAUCUUCCUCAUUGUGGAGACGAGGAUUGACUCAGACUUCUACAAGACGGCCCGCGCCCUGCGGAUUGUCCGUUUCACAAAGAUCCUCAGCCUCCUUCGCCUUCUCAGGCUCUCCAGACUUAUACGAUACCUUCACCAAUGGGAGGAGAUCUUCCACAUGACCUACGACCUGGCCAGCGCCAUGGUGCGCAUCGUCAACCUCAUCGGCAUGAUGCUGCUGCUGUGUCACUGGGACGGCUGCCUGCAGUUCCUGGUUCCCAUGCUGCAGGACUUCCCUGCCGAUUGCUGGGUCUCCAAGAACAAGAUGGUGAACGACACCUGGGGCCAGCAAUACUCCUACGCGCUCUUCAAGGCCAUGAGCCACAUGCUGUGCAUCGGCUACGGCAUGUACCCCCCCGUGGGCAUGACGGACGUCUGGCUCACCAUCCUCAGCAUGAUCGUGGGCGCCACCUGCUACGCCAUGUUCGUGGGACACGCCACCGCGCUCAUCCAGUCCCUGGACUCCUCCCGUCGCCAGUACCAGGAGAAGUACAAGCAGGUGGAGCAGUACAUGUCCUUCCACAAGCUUCCAGCUGACAUGAGGCAGAGGAUCCAUGACUACUACGAGCACCGCUACCAAGGCAAGAUGUUCGACGAGGAGAGUAUCCUAGGGGAGCUCAACGAGCCACUUAGGGAGGAGAUCAUCAAUUUCAACUGCCGCAAGCUGGUGGCCUCCAUGCCACUGUUCGCCAACGCGGACCCCAACUUCGUGACCUCCAUGCUGACCAAGCUGCGCUUCGAGGUCUUCCAGCCCGGCGACUACAUCAUCCGCGAGGGCACCAUCGGCAAGAAGAUGUACUUCAUCCAGCACGGGGUGGUGAGCGUGCUCACCAAGGGCAACAAGGAGACCAAACUCUCCGAUGGAUCCUACUUCGGGGAGAUCUGCCUUCUCACCCGGGGCAGGAGGACAGCCAGCGUGCGGGCGGACACCUACUGCCGGCUCUACUCGCUCUCCGUGGACAACUUUAACGAGGUGCUGGAGGAGUACCCCAUGAUGCGGCGGGCCUUCGAGACCGUGGCGCUGGACCGGCUGGACCGCAUAGGGAAGAAGAACUCCAUCCUGCAGCACAAAGUGCAGCACGACCUCAGCUCAGGCAUGUUGAACUACCAGGAGAACGAGAUCAUCCAGCAGAUAGUGCAGCAUGACCGGGAGAUGGCGCACUGUGCCCACCUGCUGCAGUCGGGCCCGCCCCCGGCCCCGCCCCCGGCCACGCCCCCCGCCACGCCCGUCAUAUGGGCCCCGCUCAUCCAGGCUCCCCUCCAGGCGGCAGCCGCCACCACCUCGGUCGCCAUCGCGCUGACUCACCACCCUCACCUGCCUACCUCCAUCUUCCGUCCUCCCGCCUCCGUUUUGGCCUCCAUGAAGGACCCGUCCAGCCGCCCCAAGAGGUUCGGCCCGUCGGUGGCCCGCUCCUCUGGCUCCCCCAGCUCAGCCAUCGACUCACAGCCUGGCACACCCCCUCCCUGGUCACGGACGGGCACGGACGUCCCCCUGUUGGCUUCCCUUCGGGCCCAGCAUCCAGUGUCAGGCCCCGGGUCCCAAACAAGGUCCCACAGGUCUGGCUCCAUCUCCCUGGGACGCUUCUCUGUGUCCAGCUCUCCAUCUUCCAGCACGGCACAGCUGCAUCACCCCCCCGCCCAGCAGCAGGCCGCUCGGGGGAGCCAGCAUUCACUAACAGGCCUCUUCCAGCAGGGGGCGCUGGGGGAAGCUAUGGGUGGGGCUGUAGGGGGCACUACAGGGGGAUCUGCAAAAGGGCUUACUGUGGAAGUUACUGGGGGUGCCUCAGGGGGAUUUAUAGGGGCAGAUAUCGGGGGGGUCUCAGGAAGAGUUACAGGUGGGGUAAUAGGGGCAGAUAUUGGGGGGGCCUUGGGAAGAAUUACAGGUGGUGUAACAGGGGUAGACACCGGGGGGGCCUCAGGUAGAUUUACUGGUGGGGUAUUAGGGGCAGAUACUGGAGGAGGUACUGGGGUUGGCAUUAGGGGGGCAACAGGAGGACUUAGCAGCUCGUCGGCCCCCCACACAAGCCCCCUGAGCUCCAGCUCGGCCAGCCUCCUCCAGGCCCAGCUCCAGCCCCCGCCCCGCCGGCCCUCCCAGGCAGGCUCCCUCAAGCAGUGUAUGAUCGGGGGCAGGACCUCUGGAAGCGGUGGGCUCUUCCCAGAGCCCUCAUCGGGCUCAGCGUCACCCAGCAGGACCUUUACGGGGUCACCCGCCGAAUCGCCGUCUGCCGUGCUGCAGCGCAGUCUGGCCGCGCGGCCCACAAGCUCGCCGCCGCCGCCCCCGGAACGCUCUCCCCUCGCCUCUCUAAUCCAGUAUGGCUCCCCCUGCUGCACACCCUUGGUGCCCAGCCCUGCCUCCCAGAGCCCUGUCUCCGGCCGGACUUUCCCUUUCCUCGAGCCUUCCAGCACUUUCAGCUCUCGCAGCUCUCUGCCCCAGCCGCUGACGCCCACCUGCGGGGCCCCGCCCUCAGCCUUUGAUUCGCCCCAGGGCCGCUUCUCCCAGGACCUGAGACUCAUCUCCACCUCGCACCCCAGCCUGUCCCAGGGCGCGGCCUGGGCCGUCAGCGCCUCGCCGCCGCACCCGCCGCCUUUCCGGGACCUGGGGCCGUGCUUCUCGCCGUUCUCCUCGCCCACACUGGCGAGCAGGCCCUGCAGUGCCCUCCCCAGUCACAUGACUCUCUCCAGGCAGCCCUCCCCAACGGGCUCGCCUCAGACUCCAUCUGCAGGGUCGUCACCCACGCUGCUGCCUCAUAAAGGCCUCGCCUCUGACCUGGAACCAGUUCGCUCCAAACUCCCGUCCAACUUGUGAAAUAGAGUCACGCCCUUCCACACCCCCUCUGGACUGAGAGAAACUAUUUUGUCCUGUGAUAUUUUUCUUUUUUUUUUUCUUUAAUCCCCAGGAUUCACUGUGUUUCAAGCGUCAUUAUUUCCCUCCUCAUAAUAUAACUGUUUUAAAAGACAGGUUGACAGGGGUGAAUUAGAGUUCUAGAUCAAAAUGUAGUUUAGCCUUUGUGUCCUUUGCUUCUUAAGCAGAGGAUUAAGGAAACUUUGUGCCCAGUGGGUGUGAGGAUCAUGUGGAACAGGGUAUAUAUUUUCUGAACUAUGCCAAGUGAUCAUCUCCUCCUCUUUUGGUCAUAUGGAGAAGAGGUCAUGGUAAUUCUCCAUGCGGGUCCGGCUCUGCAGGUGCUUUCUGCUCUGACCCCCGCAUGCAUAAGAGGCCCCUAUAAAAAUGAGUUUUUAUAGACCUGAGACAUGUUUCUGGGAUGCAAACAUAUCUCCUGUAGCAUCGCAUGCGGGUUCAGGUAGAGCCAAACCUGCUCUUAAUCUGAUUUUGUUUUACCAAAAUGCUUUACCCACGCUGUCCAAGGUGGAGCAAGCGGCUCCACAUUUAAA